Messenger RNA from Sarcophilus harrisii (Tasmanian devil), 1264 nucleotides. It is a transcript of the gene OTUD6B, whose product is annotated as OTU deubiquitinase 6B. The transcript is spliced from 7 exons. Gene Ontology annotation, biological process: protein deubiquitination. The record is from RefSeq and is a predicted model, not a curated record. Lineage: Eukaryota; Metazoa; Chordata; Mammalia; Dasyuromorphia; Dasyuridae. The coding region runs from base 193 to 1095 and encodes 300 amino acids. Gene Ontology annotation, molecular function: cysteine-type deubiquitinase activity.
CUGCCUCGACUUUGCAUCUUUCAAGGUAACCAGCUGCCGGAUCUCCUCAAUUCAUUGCGACAGACACGAUUUUGUCUCGGGUUAGGGGCGGAGCUACGUCCCGGCCGUGUCCAAUGGGGCCGUGAGGUCAGAGGUGAGGGGUGAAGGGGCAAAGACGGGAAAGUGCCGGCUCUGCCGCGCCUCGCCGUCGUCAUGGAGGCGAUCCAUGCCGAGGAGCUCCCUGAUGAGGAGGAGGAAGAAGAGCAAGAACAGUUGUUGAAGCGACAUCGGAAGGAGAAGAAGGAGCUGCAGGCCAAAAUUCAAAGUAUGAAAAAUGCCGUUCCCAAGAAUGACAAAAAGAGGAGGAAGCAAUUGAUUGAGGAUGUUGCCAAACUGGAAGGAGAAAUGGAACAGAGACACAAAGAAGAACUGGAGCAUUUGAAGCUGACUUCACUUGCAAAGAAUAAGAUAGACUCUGUUGUUGUUAACAUUGCAAGUUUGGAUAUUGAGAAUCAACAGCCUCGGAUAUCAAAAGCACAGAAGAGGCGGGAAAAAAAAGCUGCAUUGGAGAAGGAAAGAGAAGAAAGGAUAGCAGAAGCUGAAAUUGAAAACUUAUCUGGAGCCAGACAUCUAGAAAAUCAGAAACUUGCACGCAUUUUGGCAGCUAGACAUUUAGAGAUUAAACAGAUUCCAUCAGAUGGCCAUUGUAUGUACCGAGCUAUUGAAGACCAGCUGAAGGAACAAGAUUGCCCCCUGACUGUAGCUACCUUAAGAAGUCAAACAGCUGAAUAUAUGCAAAACCAUGUAGAAGACUUCCUGCCAUUCUUAACGAAUCCUAAUACAGGAGAUAUAUAUACUUCAGAAGAGUUUGGAAAGUACUGUGAUGAUAUUGUAAACACAGCUGCUUGGGGAGGUCAGCUUGAGCUAAGGGCUCUGUCUCACAUUUUACAAACACCAAUAGAAGUAAUACAAGCAGAUUCUCCUCCGAUUGUAGUUGGCGAAGAGUAUUCAAACAAGCCUUUAACACUUGUAUAUAUGAGACAUGCCUAUGGAUUAGGAGAACAUUAUAAUUCUGUGAAACAGCUGAUGGACACAGCUACUGAAAAUGGUAGCUAGUUGGUGAAAAUUAUAAAAUUAUUUAUUGGUUCUAUGCAGCAUGACAGUGUGGCCAUUCAUAUCAAACCCUGGAUUGUUCCAAAGGGAAUUGAAUCUUUUAUUUAAAAAUUUUUUUUCUUCUUCCCUUUCUCUCUCUUUCUCUCUCUCUCUCUUUUUUUUUUUUUUUUUU